GAUCGAUAUCGAUGGAUCGAUCCUUGGAAUACCGGCUGCAAUUCCCCGAAAGGAGAUACAAGGCAGUGGCGAUGGAGUUCCUAGUGGAGAAUUUGGCUGGUUGCGCUCUGAAGUGUCUCCACACCGACCCCCAAGCUCCAUGUGGCUGUUUCAAUUUUCGACCGUCAGACCGAUCAUGUCAGGUGAUCGUCUCUGGAGAUGAAGAAAUGGUUCCAGCCGAAGACUAUUGGGCGUUCACACGCCUUUAUCCAGAGUGCCGGAAAACAGAGAGAGGCAAGGAGUACGUGGGAAGACGAAAUAAGACUGUGACGGGGAAGGAUUGCCUUAGAUGGGAUUCCAAGCCCAACGGGAAACCCAAUGACUUCGUGGCCACGCUUCUUUACGAGGAGCAUUUCUUCAAUGAGGACCCAGGCUCCCAUGAAAACUAUUGCAGAAAUCCAACUUUGAAGGAAAGACCUUGGUGUUUCAUCUCGGAUUCUAAAAUCGAGUGGGAAUUCUGUGACAUCCCCCUCUGCGAAGAUCAAGUUCCACUGGAGUGCAAGCUGACGCAGAAAGGUGGAGAAUAUAUGGGAACCAAGAACAGCACCAUUUUAGGGAUCCCAUGCAAGCCAUGGUUGAAAAUGCCAUUGUCAAGCCAAUAUCGCAAAUGGAGCCAGAGAAUCCCUGCGUUCUCAGAUGAAGUGCAAGAAGGGCACAAUUACUGCAGGAAUCCCGGGGGUCGUCCUGCCGGGCCUUGGUGCUACUACGGCACCUUGGAACAUGAAUGGCAGUACUGCGACGUCCCCUUCUGUUCUCUUCCAGAACGAGAAACGAGUCAAAUUCCAAAAUUUGGAGCGAUUUACCCAAAUUGUCGAAUGACGAAAAUGGGCAGGGAGUACAUGGGCAAUGUUAAGACAAGCGAGACAGGGAAGCCGUGCAUGAGAUGGGGUGAAUUCCAAGGCAAGGAACGAUUCCCAAGCGUGAUGGCGAAGCACUUCCCACUCUCAGUGGAUCCCAAACAAAUAAUUCCUUACUUUCAGUUGUUCAUUAAUAAGAAAUUUCUCGAUGCUUUGAAUUACUGUCGAAACCCGGGAUCGGGAGAGAGACCAUGGUGUUUCGUCUCCAAGAAUCCUUCUAUUGAAUGGGAAUACUGUGACAUACCCUUCUGCGACGACCUUGUUCCAAUGGAGUGCAAGCUGACGCAUUACGGCGGAGAAUAUCAGGGGAAAAAGAACGUGUCCAGGUCAGGGAACCCGUGCCUUCCAUGGCUGAGCCGAGUUUCAAGUAUCAACCAAUAUGACAAUGUUCUACCGGCCUUCUCGGAUUCCCUGGACAGUAGACACAAUUUUUGCCGCAAUCCGGAUGGAGCUGUCCCCUCACCAUGGUGUUGGACUACCACACCUGGCAACGAUCCCAAAAUGGAGGAAUGCGACAUCCCUUUUUGCUUUGAGCUCCUCCUGGAACAUCCAAGCAACUGUGAGUGUGUGGAUGUUUUCGAUGGUUUUCCUUUCAUCUUAUGGUUUAAAGGGUACCUGGAUGAAGAGAGACGCGUUUAUCCACAAUGUCGUCUAACGGAGAUGGGUACGGAAUACGUGGGGUCGAUGAACAAGACAGAACAAGGAAAAAACUGCCUUCGGUGGGACAAAUUGCUACACGGGGAUAGGAUGCGAAACCCCACUGACCACCCUCCUUCAAUGUCUUGCAAGCAUUUUUUGUACGCUGACCCACAGUAUCACAAGAACUACUGCCGGAACCCGACGUUGAAGAUGAAGCCUUGGUGCUACGUUUCUGACUCUCCUAUCCAAUGGGAAUACUGCGACAUCCCAUUUUGUGACAGCAGGACUCCGCCGGAGUGCAAGUUGACUGUGAGUGGUGGGGAAUAUGCAGGGAGGAAGAACGAGACGAAUUGGGGGCUACCAUGUCAAAGUUGGAACAUCUCUGGGAACCACGGUUUCAUUGAGGAGAUGAACAGAUGGGCUGCAUUCUCAGACAACGUACUAGAGGAUGGUAAUGCCAUAUGCGCUAAACGCACAAAGACCAUAUGCUAUGCACGAAAGAACCAUAUCGACUUUCAAUUGCCCUUCAACAUGACGAGUGCAUGGAUGUGUUCCCUGUAUCUAUCCAUCCACCUAUUUCCGGGAGUGGACCCAUUGGAUCGAUCCUUGGAAUAUCGCUUGCAAUCCCCCGAAAAGAGAUAUAGAGCGGUGGCGAUGGAGUUCCAAGUGGAGAAUUUGGCUCGUUGCGCUCUGAAGUGUGUCCACGACGACCUCCAACCUCCCUGUGGAGUUUUCAAUUUUCGACCGUCUGACGGAUCCUGUCAGUUGAUCGUCUCUGGAGAUAAUGAAAUGGUUCCAGCCGAAGGCUAUUGGGCGUUCACACGCUUUUCCUGUGCGAGCAUGCAUCCAAAGAUGGAAAACGUGAACGUGGUGUACAAGGGAUGGAACGGAGAUUUGCCAGCACCUCCAGGUGCGAGUGUCUUCUACACCUGCCCUCAUCCCGCGAGGUUCAGCGACGGGUCAAUCAGUCAUUAUGCCACUUGCUCCGCUCUCCUGGAAACACCCUGGAUAACCUCGUUCAACGACCGGAAUGUCCGAUGCCAACUUUCCUGUGCGAGCAUGCAUCCAAAGAUGGAAAACGUGAACGUGGUGUACGAGGGAUGGAACGGAGAUUUGCCAGCACCUCCAGGUGCGAGUGUCUUCUACACCUGCCCUCAUCCCGCGAGGUUCAGCGACGGGUCAAUCAGUCAUUAUGCCACUUGCUCCGCUCUCCUGGAAACACCCUGGAUAACCUCGUUCAACGACCGGAAUGUCCGAUGCCAAAGUGAGAAGUACCCAGAUUGCCUGCUGUCAGAGAUGGGGAAGGAAUAUAUGGGGAGCAUGAAUCAGACAGAGAUGGGGAAAUCUUGCCUAAGAUGGGAUUCUCCUGAAUUGGCUGAAUUGUUUAAUGCCGACUCUCUGGAUGGGUUCAACCCAAGCCUGUUCUACAAGGAGCAUUUCAUAAACCUGGACCCAUUUUCGCAUGAGAACUUCUGCCGUAACCCCACAUCGAAGGAGAGGCCCUGGUGCUUCGUGGAUGACGGCCACAUCCAUCCCGAGUAUUGCCGGGUUCCCCUCUGCGAAGACUUGAGCAUUCGAGAAUGCAAAGUGACGCCGAAGGGGGGAGAAUACAUGGGAAGGAAGAACGUGACUAUUUCGGGCUUCCCAUGCAAACCAUGGCAGGAUGCGGAGAACAAGGAAGAAGACAGAUUUGCUACUAUCAGCAUCUCAAGUUACCCGGAUGAAUACAAAGUCAAACACAACUACUGCAGGAACCCGAAUGGAAACCCAGGCGGUCCCUGGUGCAACAUCAAGGAUUCUGGAGGCUUAGACAUACCAUGGGAAUAUUGCGAUGUCACCUUCUGUGUGCUUGAAGACCAGGAGGAAGCAUGCGAGGCAGGGAGCCAGUGCGAGUCAAACGUAGGUGAAGUCCCACCAGAAUAUCCUGAAUGCCGCAUGACAGAGAUGGGGAAAGAAUAUAUGGGCACCCGAGGCCAAACAGAAUCAGGAAAGAUCUGUUUGCAGUGGAAAGAUAAACCGAAAAGCAAAGAAUUGGAAGACUUCAUGGUGUCCCAUCUCUCCAUCGAAGACGCAAGAUAUCCACCAUGGGAACUACGCUUGGAGGCAUGGAAUAACCUUGACUGGAACUACUGCCGGAAUCCAGGGUUCAGAAAGCGGCCCUGGUGCUUCGUCUCAUACGAUGAUCUCAGCUGGGAGUAUUGCAACAUUCCCCUCUGUCACAGUCCUAAAGAGCCAAUGGAAUGCAAAUUGACAAGUAAGGGACGAGAGUAUGCAGGCUUCACGAACGUGGCGCAGAACGGAGAGAAGUGUCAACCGUGGCUGAGCCAAACCCCAAACCAGCAUUCAACGCUCCCUUUGCUGCCGAUGUUUCCCGACCCUGGCAUCGACAGCCGCCACAGCUACUGUCGAAAUCCCAACAAUGAUGGACGUGGUCCCUGGUGUUACACCGAGACCGGGACUGGUCCCCAUCAAUGCGAAAUCCCGUUCUGU
Darwinula stevensoni is the source of this 4025-nucleotide messenger RNA. The record is from the annotation of a GenBank genome assembly. Lineage: Eukaryota; Metazoa; Arthropoda; Ostracoda; Podocopida; Darwinulidae.